This is a messenger RNA of Chiloscyllium plagiosum (whitespotted bambooshark), 1458 nucleotides long. RefSeq lists its product as uncharacterized. Gene Ontology annotation, cellular component: plasma membrane. NCBI's taxonomy places the organism in Eukaryota, Metazoa, Chordata, Chondrichthyes, Orectolobiformes, Hemiscylliidae. The record is from RefSeq and is a predicted model, not a curated record. Gene Ontology annotation, molecular function: monoatomic cation channel activity.
GGUUGAUAGCAGACGAGUUUGUUCUGAUUUUCUCGCCACAAAUUAACUUCUGCGACUUAACGGUGAAUGCUAGUUAUUGCGGCAGCUUCAAUCAAUUGUCAGUGUGUUGUGAUAUAACGCCGUUGAAGAUGGCCAUGUUGGAGAAACUCCAAGAGAGUUUCCUGAAUGCUAAGCCGGGAAUGUUCCAAGUUUUGGGGAAUUUCAUUAUAUUUCUAAUCCUUUAUGGAGUGGAAUGUCUACUAGAGAAUGAGAUCCAAUGUCCAUGUCAUCUGCCAUCGAACAUCCGCUACAUCUCAAUAACGUUUGUUUUCCCCGCAAUGUCACUGUUCAUUAUUGGUCUCUUGGUACAAAGUUACUUACAGAAAUUGUGUCAUUUAUGGUGGAGCAAGCAGAAGGUAGAGUACCGUCCACCCACACCUAUACCUAGCCUGCUGACUGUGUGUAAAGCAUCAAUUCCAGCAAUACUAUGGAUUAUUCUACUCUUAUUGAAUGGCAACUAUUACGCCUGUUCCAAGUUAAUCGGUAGAAGUGAAACUGCAUGCGAGUCGAAAUGCAAUGAGAAUUCCUCUGAAAUUGUCCAAGACUACUGCAUUGCAUCACAGUUCAUCGGCAGCCUUGCAGUGGUCAUAUUACUGUCUGCAUUGGCAAUAUUCAACUUUCUUCAAUAUUGUUCCGACUGGAAGAGCAAAUAUAUGUUUGAAUAUAACUGUAACUGUAAAAAAGAGGAAGCAAAGUUGCUGGGGGAAAAAUUGAAAGCCAAGGCAGCUGAAGCUGUCAAAGAAAUUUGCAAAAGUAAGAUGUCAACACAAUUCCCAAAUGAUGGGCAAAUUCAGCCAGGAUCCAGUCAUGAAAACAUGGAAAUGAAUUCCCAGGUUCCUUAGGAUCCAUCCAAAUCGCAGUAGUCCACUAACAGUAAGGAUUGUAAGAAGAGGAACAUCAAAUCACAUCUAUUACUGGAAGUGGCGCCAAAGGCAACAGACCCCUGAUAUGGAACACAAUUGAAAAUAUGCAUUCAACUUUUACUAACUGUUAAUUACUCACAUGUUUGGAUAAAUAGUUUUCUUUCACACAGUAGAUUACAAUAUUUCUGUGAUAUCUGAAGUCAGGUUAAAUAAAUAAAGGAUUUCAGGCAAAAAAAAACGUUGUCAGACCUGAGUAGCUGGGACUGAAUGGAUUCUGACAGUGGUAAGAAAGCCAACAGAUAUAAAACAAAAUAGCAGAGAGUCAUUAAAACUUCACUCUGCAAGAUAUUGACAGCCUGGUGAGUCACACUGGCUUUGAAUUUUCCAGCACCUGCUCCAAUCGGCAUGAAGGGAAAGUUAAAAGGGAAUCGGCAAAUCUUCCAGACUUGUUAGAAGAAGGAUGAGGUUGCGCACAGCUAAGCAAUGAACCUGAACAAAUCAGGGCAGCAAAUUUGUUAUUAGUGAUGGGGAGGAACUGCCACAACUGUAUUACAUG